Macrobrachium nipponense is the source of this 4754-nucleotide messenger RNA. Its product is annotated as sex-determining region Y protein-like. The transcript is spliced from 2 exons. Lineage: Eukaryota; Metazoa; Arthropoda; Malacostraca; Decapoda; Palaemonidae. Gene Ontology annotation, biological process: regulation of DNA-templated transcription; anatomical structure morphogenesis; cell differentiation. Bases 810 to 2300 code for a protein of 496 amino acids. The record is from RefSeq and is a predicted model, not a curated record. Gene Ontology annotation, molecular function: RNA polymerase II cis-regulatory region sequence-specific DNA binding; DNA-binding transcription factor activity, RNA polymerase II-specific.
AUGUGGUCUGAUUUCUCAUGCCCAGUGUAACACACACCUUCACGCGGGAAGGAGUCGGGAAGAAGACGGACGAGAAACCUUGGGUCUCUCUCGCCUCGCUCUUCCACUUCCACUUCGAGGUGCCAGUGCUACUUGUCACUUGAUCGCGAGUGGACGUCACUUACCUGAGGGCUUUCCAUUUCCAGUGCGAACUUUUUGUGCGACACACUCGCCCCAGAAGGUGCGACACCUCUGUUCAGGAAGGAUUAAACCCUCCGGCACUUUACAUUAUGGAUGCUUUCUGUUCUCCACUUAUUGAACUGAUGAGUGCUGACAUGACAUGUUAACAAUUGAAGGGAACCGCGUUCUGAAAGAUCGGAUUAAGUGAUCAAUGUGAAAUGACUCUUUGGUGGACAGCUGAAAAUGUGAUACUUGCAAUGGCUGUUAAAAUCAAAGAUUUCACACUGAAAAGCUGAACAGUGGAAAUUUUGUUUGCAUUUGUGCCCCGAAACAACUACACUCGAUACUGACAGAUUGGAGGAAAGUAUGGAGUGACCUGCAUACGGUGAAAAUAUUUCCUAACAUACAAUUACAGCGAGUUUGCAUACUGGCACAAUUAGUGUGAGAGAAUUGGUUUCAGUGAACUUUUACCAUAUUGUCAUAAUCAAUUGAAAAAAUCUACUUCAUAAAUGAACGAAAGUUUAACAAAGCCAGAACUGUGAGAUUCAAAUCCUCCACUGGGGCUGACACAAACAGCAGAGCACCGAAGCUUUGAUCUGUGACACCGACAGCUUUUACCGAAAGAAGGAAAAGUUUCCUCGAAGGCAAAAAUGCUGCCGCAGAACCUUCAGGAGAUUUCGAUAGAUCACCCUCUGUCGGCGGGAGUGCCCUUUGGCUCUUUAGCUGUGAAUGAGAACUCGGCCACGCCUUACUCGGAUGCCACUCAGACGAAGAAACACCCGCCGAAUCAUAUCAAGCGGCCCAUGAACGCCUUCAUGGUCUGGUCGCAAAUGGAGCGAAGGGAGAUCGUCAAAUUCGCGCCAGAUACGCACAACGCUGAAAUCUCCAAACAACUUGGGCGGCGCUGGAAGCUUCUGACGGAGGAACAGCGACGCCCUUACAGGGAUGAGGCAGAGCGGCUGAAGAAGCUGCACAUGCGCGAAUACCCAGAUUACAAGUACCGACCGCGCAAGAAAUCGAAGGAUCCUUUGAAAGGCGUUUGUGAAAGAAAUGGUGGUAAGGUGGCUAAAGUCCACCAGAUGAAUAACAUCUGCAAAGAAUUUGCCAACAACAUCAAAUCGAGCAAAGAUGGCCCUGUUGGAAAGACCCAGCUGGACCCCCAGUCAGCCGAAGACCAAGUCGGCUGGUCUUUGCCUCUGACCCCAACUUCACCCCCUCGAGUCCCUACUAGUCCUACAACCUCCGACCUCCCAGAUUCGCCCGAGAGCGCCUUCAACUUCGACGAUCACAGUUUCAACAGGACCACCAGCAUGGCGGGCUAUAACGCUGCGGCCACAACACCGCCGCAGAAAUAUAACAAACGAAGCGAAGGUCUUCUCCACACGAACUCGAGUGUGACAUCCUCCCCCUACCCGUACCACAGCGUCGUCCCUUCUCAUCCACCGCCUCCAAACCAUAUGUCUAGUAGCUGUAGUUACAAUUUACCACAGAGACAACAUCCGUACCAGCCUGGAUACUACCAAGAGCACAAACUCGCGCACAGUUACCUGAAACCCAUCGACACUGCCAGAUAUAUGAAACAAGAACAAGAGUAUUCUGAACAGCUAGUGUUGCAACAACAGCAGCAGCAGCAGCAGCAACAGCAGCAACAACAACAACAACAACAUCACCAGCAAGAGCUUGAGUACCACCAGCAACACUCCUGUCUUUACUCUCCGGUCAGCAACCAAACUUCAUUCUUCAACACCUCGAAUACUCAGCAUCGCCAACACCAACACCAACACCAGCACCAGCACCAGCACCAGCAACAUCAUCAGCGUCACCAACACCAUCAAGACCACCAACGACAGCACCAACAGCACCAGCACCAGCGACACCAACAAACCGCGCCUCCACCUGCCAUCAAGGUGGAGGCACCCGAGGCCCAUCCGGCAACACUGGAUGAUCUGGAUAACAUUGGCGUCACCGAACUGAUUCCAAUGACCUCUGACCUCAAAGUGGAACUGGAAUCAUUGGCCGAUCUCGGUUACGAGUCGGCGGGAUCGGCUUCCAGCACCUGGAAUAAUGUUGGAAUAACGUCCAACACCCCAUCGAACGUUUUGGCCGACUUCGAAAUAAUGAACGCCUGGAUAAACUCUUGAGCCCGGUAAUACCCAUUUAAUUUAUAGAAACGGUCGGCAUCAAACGUUGCUACUCCAGACUUUCGAUGUUAAGUUUCUGAAAGUUGACAUUCAUUUGAAAGGGCUUCUAUGAGGGCUUACCUUAUUUCACGAUAUAAACACAUUUUUACAAACUUGGAAAAAAGCUUGCAAGUGCAAUCUUGACUCCAGUCAAGUAUUUUACGUCUUUCAGUAUAAAAAAAAAAGAAAGAUAAAACUUUCUGUAUUCAUUAAUCGUCUCCCCAUAAUACAACCAUAAAUAUUUACCUUAUAUAUAUAUUACCUGUAUACACAAUUACGUGCAUUCACAAAAAAUAUUCCUGUACAUAAGAUUAUCAGAUGUUUUCAUUGUUUAUUUCAUGUUAAGUCAUUGACGCAUGCACUGAGUGUAAAUAAGAUUAUAACUAUAUACAUACGUACAUAACUAUGAUGUUUCUUUGCCGGGUAUAUUUUAGUUGUUAGUUACCAGUUCAUUCGCAGAAUUUCUUUAUCUUGUUUAUGCUUGUUCAUUGUUUAAAGAAAAAAAUACAGGUUCUCGUGACAGAAUAAGUAUUCUAGUCAAGUUGUCAUCCCACAGUCGACCAGGUGAAAAACAAAAUAUGAACGAGAAAAAACGACAAUUGCGACAUCUCGCGGCACAGCGCCUGGCUCAAGUCACGUCUGACAUGGCCGAUAAGAGAGGCUUCAGUUAUGUAGAAUCUACUUGUACUUUUUUCACAUUUAUUUCCCCAUUACCGAUAUUUACAUAAUCGGAAUGCAGAAUCGACAAAUAGCAGCUGCCGUUCUAGAGAAAUCUAGUCAGGCAGUAGAUGACCACGGAUUAGGCAGUCUGAUCUAUGCGACUAUCGUCGUUGUUAAUCCUGGUUCUGCUGCAAGUAAGUCCCUGGCGCGUGAUUGCGUUUCUAUUACUCUUUGACUGCGUUCAUUGCAGUCGAAGUUGUCAACAGGAGGUCUGAAACUCGGUCAAUGACAAGAAAGAAAAUAAAGGUUUCCGAAUGAAGGCUCCGAUACGCAAUUCUAACACGCAAACGGACAUAGUUGUUUGAGUCUGCGAAUUCUUCGGAUUUUUUUUUUUCUUUUAAAGAAAUGUGCUAAGAAAAUAAGUCAGUCUUUGAAAUAUUUACGUUUCCGUUUAAUGGUGAGAACUGGUCGAUGCCACUUGUCAUUGAUCAAAACCUCAAUGUGACAUAUAUUCUUAAUUUUUGACAGUUUUGACAGUGACUCUACUAAAAAAAAAAAAAAAUGGGGUUAUAGAGAAGAGGACUAUUUUUAAAUAAUUUGUUCAUAAAAGUGUAGCAAACCCUGUCCUUUCAAAUUUCUAGAACUCGAUCAUCCUGUAAGAAGAGUAACUGAAAAUUGAAAGGCGGUGAUACUGACAUAUACUAUCGGCCAAAUACAGAAAAACUCGUGGUUAAUGAAUUGAGCCAAAGCAUCAAACAAAUGAAAAUUUUUAUUGUUUAAGGAAGUUGUUAUAAAUAUUUUUUUGUUGUGUGUUUUUACGGAUUUUGUAUCACUACAUUUUUGUGGUAGAGAAGUAGAGAUGGUUUUAAUUUUAUUGUUUUAAUUAAUAUAUGAGAUGACGUACUGAAUUUUUUUGUUUCUUUUACUUUUUUAUGUUCAGCUCAAAACUCACGGAACACAACGAAAUGGUCGAGAAAGCUGGUUAUUUCUUGAUCUCUCUAAGAACCAUAAUGCCAUGCUUACCAACCAGAAAUUCACCCUUAUUCUCUUUACUCAUUUCUUUCUCAUUCUGUAUCUUUUGGCUACAUAUUGACAUUUACGAAAGUAUUCUAAGGUUAAUGUUGGAGUGUAAUAUAAGUGAAACUUUUCUCCUGAUAUAAAUAUAUAUAUAUAAAUAUAUAUUUUCUAAAAUAGAAAUGACAUAUGUGAAUAACAUAAAAAUAUUUUAGGUGUAAUUUUGGAUUCAGUUAUGCUAAAUGCAUGUUUUUUAUUCUAUAGGGAUAUAGUCACCAAUGAAAAGGAUGUAAAUUUAUUCAUGUUAUAUAUCGCAAAGCACGGAGGUUCCUCGUAAGUGCUUUUGUAAAUGUAAUAACAAAAUAGAUGUUCAGUACUUUAUCUGAAUUCGGCUACAUCUGAUUCAGGUCUCUUGAUCUUUCAAGUCUUAAGAACGUUUAGCCUCGCUGUUUCAUUUUCGUCAAUUGCUAUUCGGUUUUCUGCGAUACUUUAUCUCAUUCUUUAGUUUUCUGUAAGGUUUUUAUCCCAACUCUCUCUCUCUCUCUCUCUCUCUCUCUCUCUCUCUCUCUCUCUCUCUCUCUCUCUCUCUAAGUUAAAUAUCUAUUUGGCUUCUGGUACUUAUUGUUGUGGCUCAAAUAUUUAUGCAGAAUUAUGUAUAUAAGAUAUUUAUUAUUAGGGUUUCGUAUUGCAUUUAUGUAGCUGCAACAGAACAUUUUUUUACACGUUUGCACCACCGAAGUA